AUGCAGUUCUCCACUCUCGCUUUCCUCGUCGGAGCCAUCAUCGGCGCUCCCCUGGCCCUCGCCAGCGCCGAACCAGCCUCUCAGGCGACUACGCCCCAGUCGAAGGUGUUCUACAACUUCUGCUGCAUGCCCGGAUGCUACUACUGCGAGGCAAAGGACUGCCCUCCUGAAACCUGUUCCGGAGUCUUUAGCAGCUGCUGUGGUGAAAGCUUCCGGAAGGCGACUGGGGACGGCAACCUCCAAUUCUUCAAUGCCAAGGGGCAGAAGAUUCACUUCGUAUCGGGCGACUUCACUCCUGGCGACGCUACCGAUGCUCCCACCUCCACCUCCACUUCGGCUUCGGCUUAG
Daldinia caldariorum is the source of this 348-nucleotide messenger RNA. RefSeq lists its product as uncharacterized. The record is from RefSeq and is a predicted model, not a curated record. The transcript is spliced from 2 exons. NCBI's taxonomy places the organism in Eukaryota, Fungi, Ascomycota, Sordariomycetes, Xylariales, Hypoxylaceae. The coding region runs from base 1 to 348 and encodes 115 amino acids.